GAAAUCAUAGUUAUUGGUCGAAACAUGGAGUCAAUGGUCCCAGACCAGUACCCAUUUUUGGUACAAUGUUGUAUCAACUAUUUAAGCCAAAACAUAUGAUUAACAUGGAUUGGUUACACAAAUAUGGCAAACUAUAUGGCACAUACACCGGCAAUAAACCUAUACUUCAAGUGGCGGAUCCCGAUCUCAUCAAACAGAUCUGUGUGAAAGACUUUCACGUAUUUACCGAUCGCGCGACAAAUUCGCGCAGACAUCCAAUACUGAGUCGACAUUUGGUUACAGAAACUGGUGACGACUGGAAACGUAUCCGAUCUAUAGUUACGCCAACAUUUUCAUCGGGAAAGAUGAAGAAAAUGUAUCCAUUGAUCAGGAAAUGUUUGCAAGACUUUCUCGACACACUGGAUGUCAGAGCCCGUAGUGGUCAGGAAAUGGAUGCAAAGAUAGCUUACGGUAACUAUACUAUGGAUGUAAUCGCUUCGUGCGCUUUUGCCACCAAAACCAAUACCAACGUUGACCAGAACAGUCCAUUUGUGGUGAACGCACAGAAAGUGUUUCGACCCAAUAUGGCUAAAGCACUGGCCAUUGGUUUGAUGCCGACAUCUCUACUCAAGUUGAUUGGCAUCAGAACUCCUAUCGAAGAGAAGGCCAACGAAUUCUUCUUCAAUAUGACCCGACAUAUAAUGAAAGAGCGAAGUAAUAGCAAUAAGAAAUACAAUGACUUUAUUGAACUGUUAAUGAAUGUCCAGAAGUCUAAUAAUAAUAAUAAUAAUAAUAAAGAUGUUAUCAUUAAUGAAGAUAAUGAUAACACUGAAGCACAUCACGUCAAUGAAGGAGAAGAGGAAAAAUCAAUCGCAAAGAAAGUCCUGAGUUCUGCCGACAAGUACUUAACCGAAGAUGAAAUACUGGCGCAGUCGUGGGUUUUCUUUGUUGCCGGUUAUGAAACAACGGCCACUGCAUUGACAUUUACGUCGUACGAGUUAGCCAUUAAUCCCGAGACUCAAGAAAAACUUUACAAAGAAAUCAUGUCCGCUGUCGACGCCAAAGGAGAGUUAGACUACGAGUUAAUGUCAAGACUUCCGUAUUUGGAUGCCGUCAUAUCCGAGUCGCUACGAUUGCACCCGCCGUCAGUCCUACUGAUCAGACAGGCAGCCGAAGACUAUAAAUUAGGUGACACUGGUAUCACAUUAUAUAAGGGCCAACAAUUGGAAGUACCUAUAAAUGCCGUACAUCUCAGCGAAGAGUUUUAUGAAAAACCAUUGGUAUUCAAUCCGGAAAGGUUUUUGCCGGAGAACAGGCAUAAGAUUAAACCAUAUAGUUAUAUACCGUUUGGUGCCGGACCUCGCAAUUGCAUUGGUAUGAGGUUUGCCCUAAUGGAGGCUAAGCUGGCAUUGGCUCAGAUAAUCAAAAACUACCGAUUUGUACGUACCAAACAAACUGAUGUACCUCUACUGUACAAUAAACACCCGUUCCUCAGUUCAGCCAAACGUGUAGUGUUUGAUAAUUGGUCAUUCAUUUAUGGUCUAUUAGCUGUUGUACCCCUCAUAUAUUGGUAUACUAUACGUAAUCAUGGUUACUGGAAAAAGUUAGGCAUUAAAGGACCCAGACCAUUUCCCAUAUUGGGCACAACGGCAUACAUGACACGUACACCCAGACAGCUAUUAGCUAUGAAAUGGCAAAAACAAUACGGGAAAAUCUAUGGUGGUUUCGACGGAAACACUCCUCUAUUAGUGGUCACCCAAUCGGAACUAAUCAAAGAUGUUUUAGUCAAAGAUUUCAAUAUAUUCAUCGACAGAGCAAAAAACCAGAGAAACCAUCCGAUUCUUAGUCGACAUUUGGUUCGCGAAACGGGCGACGACUGGAAACGAAUCCGAUCGAUAGUUUCGCCCACUUUUUCGUCGGGAAAAAUGAAGAAAAUGUAUCCAACAAUCAAACAAUGUUUGAAUAACUUUGUCGAUGCACUCGAAGUCUAUGCCCGAGAGAGCCGAGAUGUUAACGUCAAGAUCCUGUAUGGCAACUAUACAAUGGAUGUAAUAGCUACCUGUGCAUUUGCUACCAAAACCAACAGUUACAAUGAGCCAAACAAUCCGUUUAUGAUAAAUGCGCAAAAAAUUUUCAAACCAAAUAUUUGGCGAUUUGUGGCUUUGCAAGUGUUGCCCAAACCUAUACUACAAAUGCUUAACAUAAAACAUUUGGCCGACGAAUCGGCCAAUCAGUUCUUCUUUGGGAUCACCAAAAGGAUAAUCAAAGAGAGAAGUAAUAGCAAUAAAAAGUAUAACGACUUUAUGGAGCUAUUAAUCAACGCACAGAAAUCAGUUACAAAUCAUAACAAUAAUAAGGAUGACAUUCAAUACGAUGAAAGUGACGCCAAUGAAGCACAUCAUGUAAAUGAAGGUGAAGAAGAAAAGGCAGUCGAAAGAAAAGUGUUGAGUUCUGUGGAUAAAUACAUUACCGAAGAGGAAAUGAUGGCUCAGGCGUGGGUUUUCUUUGUUGCCGGCUAUGAGACAACGGCCACAACAUUGACAUUUGCCACUUACGAGUUGGCACUGAAUCCAGACAUACAAGAAAAACUGUACGAUGAGGUGAUCACUGCUAUCGAUGCCAAAGGAGACAUCGAUUACGACCUAUUAUCRCGAUUGCCAUACUUGGAUGCAGUCAUAUCAGAGACACUACGACUGCAUCCGCCAGCUGUCGUACUAAGUCGACUGGCCUCACAAGACUACAAACUGGGCAACACUGGUAUCACUAUUAAAAAGGGUCAGAGAGUAGAGAUUCCCAUAUAUGCCGUACAUCAUAGCGAAGAGUACUAUGACCAGCCGUUUAGCUUUAUUCCCGACCGGUUUUUACCCGAAAACCGACACAAAGUUAAACCCUAUACGUAUAUACCGUUUGGCGCCGGUCCGAGAAACUGUAUAGGCAUGCGAUUUGCUCUAAUGGAGGCCAAACUGUGUUUAGCACAGGUAGUCAAACGCUAUCGGUUUGUUCGUAGUCCUCAAACCGAUAUACCAUUGAUCUUACAGAAUAGUCAGGCACUCAAUUCACCUAAACGUGUUGUCGUAGGCAUUCAAAUGAGAUAA
This is a messenger RNA of Oppia nitens, 3074 nucleotides long. RefSeq lists its product as uncharacterized. Lineage: Eukaryota; Metazoa; Arthropoda; Arachnida; Sarcoptiformes; Oppiidae. The coding region runs from base 66 to 3074 and encodes 1002 amino acids. Gene Ontology annotation, molecular function: iron ion binding; heme binding; monooxygenase activity. The transcript has 7 exons. The record is from RefSeq and is a predicted model, not a curated record.